AUGGAAAGCCUCGCGACGAUCACAGCAGCGGAAUCAGCAGCACCAGCAGCAGCAGCCGCCGCCGCAGCAGCAGCAGCAGCAGCGCGCGGCGGGCCCGAUAACUCCCUCUUCCGCUACCGCGGCGUGCGGCAGCGCACGUGGGGGACGUGGGUGGCGGAGAUCCGCGAGCCGCGGCGCAAGGUGCGCCUAUGGCUUGGCUCCUUCGUGUCCGCGGAGCAAGCUGCGCGUGCGUACGACCGCGCUGCGCGGAAGCUGUACGGAGCGGAGGCCGUGCUCAACUUCCCCGCUACCCCGGCGCCUGCGCCUGCGCCGAACGGAAGUUCACGUUCCCCCUCCGCCAACGCCGAGAAACUUAAAUCGUCUGUCCCGAGCGCCGCCGCGAGUGGCGGAAGUCGAAUUGAUCCCGUCGCGGUGUCACCGGUGGCUCUUGCGACUCACUCUCGAGCAAAGCCAAUCGCCGUCCCCGAUACAAGCACAUCGUGGAGCUAUCACCUCCGCAACGGCCUCCGCGACAGCGGCGGCGUUAACAGCUUCCCGAGCCUGCUGCCAGCUCUUCAGGCGCUUACGGCGAAGCUCCCUGAAACAAUUCCGGCAGCCUCUGCAUGGGCGAGUCAGAGGACACGAGUGACUGAGGUGCUGGGAGCGAUGCAGACGCUGCCGCCGUUCAGUCUGCCUGCGGCUGCUUCGCUGCAGAAGCCCCAGCGCUGUCAGCCGCCUGCCAUCCCUGUUGCUCCAUCACCGAUGCAGCCGUCGGCAUCAAACCCAUCAGCACCGCACUCGACUGCAUCGCACCCGUCAACACCACAAUUGUCAGCAGCUUACCCACAGGUGAGCUCGCUCCCAACGUUGAGCAACCCCCAGCAGAUUCUCCUGGAGCAUUACAUGAAGCUCUCCAAGCUCCAUGUGGCAGUGCAGGGUUGUGACUCUGCAGCUACCCCUGCCACGUCACCAGGCACAGUCCAGGUGAAUAUAGAAGGGUCAUCAGACAUUGCAAUGGCACCUGAAGGUGAAUCCCUGGGCGUUCAGGCAGGAGGGAUCGAAGCAGCAUCGGAGGGGAUGCAUGGGGUGAGUGAGCAGAGCUGCAUGAGCCCAGGGAAACGGGGGCGAUGCGAGGAAGACCGUGGUGGAGAUGGGUCCGAUGCGUUGCAGGGUGAUGUAAAUGGUGGUGAGAAACGCGCGUGCCUGCGGGGAAAUGGAAGCGAGGCAAACAAGAACGAGGGUUCAGAAGGGUUGGACGGGGGCAGCAGCAGCAGCAAGGUUCUUGAAGCGGGGGAGAGUAGUGGAGAGAUGAGUCCUGAAAGCAAUAGCUCCUUGGGAGAAUGUGGGGCUGAGCUUGUCUCUAUGGGUUCCGAUGAUGCGGAUUUUCAGCUGGAGGGAGAUGUGUGGGGAAUGGAGGGGCUGGAAAUGCUGCUUCCUGGACUUGGCUUAGCGAAGCAGAAGGCUGAGACGACGAAGAAGACUAAUAGAGCUGCUCUUGUUGCUGGGAAUUUGGACGACCGCUGA
This is a messenger RNA of Closterium sp. NIES-65, 1503 nucleotides long. Lineage: Eukaryota; Viridiplantae; Streptophyta; Zygnematophyceae; Desmidiales; Closteriaceae. The record is from the annotation of a GenBank genome assembly.